GUGACCCAGCCCUUCACCUCCUGACCCGGAUGUGAUCGAGCGCAGGGCCCAGGCGGUGAAAGAGUGAAGAGAAAGAGAGAGAGAGAGAAGCGGGUACAGAUACAGGGUUACAGCAGCAUGUUGAUCAAAGUGAAGACACUCACUGGGAAGGAGAUUGAAAUCGAUAUUGAGCCCACUGAUAAGGUGGAGCGAAUAAAAGAGCGGGUGGAGGAGAAGGAGGGUAUUCCCCCUCAGCAGCAGCGUCUCAUCUACAGCGGCAAGCAGAUGAACGAUGAGAAAACAGCGGCGGACUACAAGAUUCAGGGAGGAUCCGUGCUACAUCUGGUGCUGGCCCUGAGGGGCGGGAGCCGGUGAUGGAAGAUGCGAGUCGUGUCAAGCGGAGAGAGGGACGCGGGCAGCGUAUUUCCCCUCCCGAGUGCGUGUGCGUGAGCAAACUUUCCAGAACCCCUCCCAGCUCGUCUGCCUCUCCAAACCUAUCCCUCCAGUGGGUGCCAUCCCCACCACCCCCUCCCUAGCCCACCUUUCCGCUGCUGAUAAUCCUUCCCGUUUGGAGUUGGCAGUUUGCUAUUGGUAUUUUUUUGUUCUUAAAUUAAGGAUGUAUAAACGCUUAGUUCCUUCCGAAGGUGGCUCCCCUCACCCACUUCCACCGACCCUCCUGCACUCCCCGGAGAGAGACUGGGAGCGCCUCGAGUCUUUUGAGUUCAGUCCGAUCGAGCUGUCGAGUUAAGUUGUCUGGCCUGACUGCGGGCCAGACGAAGACAAAAAUAAAACUAUUAAACUGA
Messenger RNA from Rhincodon typus (whale shark), 782 nucleotides. It is a transcript of the gene nedd8l, whose product is annotated as NEDD8 ubiquitin like modifier, like. NCBI's taxonomy places the organism in Eukaryota, Metazoa, Chordata, Chondrichthyes, Orectolobiformes, Rhincodontidae. Gene Ontology annotation, biological process: modification-dependent protein catabolic process; regulation of proteolysis; protein neddylation. The record is from RefSeq and is a predicted model, not a curated record. Gene Ontology annotation, molecular function: ubiquitin protein ligase binding; protein tag activity. Gene Ontology annotation, cellular component: nucleus; cytoplasm. Bases 118 to 354 code for a protein of 78 amino acids. The transcript has 4 exons.